UCAGUUUAAAUUAACUUUUUUUAACCUCAGUUUGCUUUAUAGAGAAGUAAAACGAAUCGUUCCUCAGCUAGCUACUGUAUUAAUUAAUGUGAAGAAAUAAUAUAAUAUAUAGUUUUUUUUAUUUCUUGAGCUUUUCCUCUUCAUAACGCUUUGCUUUUGGAGUCUUUAUCUCUUUUGAUAGAAGAAAUAAAGGUAAAAAAAAGGCAAAUUUUGUUUGAGUUUGAAAAAAAAUGGCAUCAACACUGUUACUAGUGAUUGUGUUUGUGUUUGAUCUGAUUGCUUUUGGUCUUGCUGUUGCUGCUGAGCAGAGACGAAAUACUGCUGCUGUCCAGAAACAAGGAGAUUAUAACUACUGUCAAUAUGACUCGGAUAUUGCAACCGGAUUAGGUGUGGGGGCUUUUCUGUUACUUUUGGCCAGUCAGCUACUAAUAAUGAUAGCAAGUAGAUGCUUGUGCUGUGGAAAGGCGAUGAGACCUAGUGGAUCUAGGACGUGGGCGAUUGUUCUUUUCAUCACUUGCUGGCUAUUUUUUCUCAUUGCUGAGAUCUGCUUGUUAGCUGGUUCUGUUCAAAAUGCAUACCACACCAAGUACUACCUGGCUCGAUUUGCUCCAAAUUGUCGAGAACUAAGAAAGGGAGUUUUUGCGGCUGGAGCUGCAUUUGUUGUCUUUACGGGCAUUUUAUCUGAGAUUUACUAUGUAAGCUAUUCCAGGGCAAAUCAUGGUCAGGGUUCCUACGGCAGAGAUACUGGUGUUGGGAUGGGCCACCUGUAGCUUGACGACGUUGUAGCAACAAGUGAGAAAUGUUUCUAUUAUGUAGCUCAUAGUGGAUCUUAUUUGUUUACAUGAACAUUGACAUUUGAAGGCUUAGUAAUAGACUAGAUACAUUUACUGUUUAGACACAAAAAUAGUACUUUUUUCGAAAAAUGCAUUCGUCGUGUUUUCUUUUGAUUUUGAGAACACAUUUUCUGA
Molecule: messenger RNA, 968 nt
Organism: Mercurialis annua (annual mercury)
Lineage: Eukaryota; Viridiplantae; Streptophyta; Magnoliopsida; Malpighiales; Euphorbiaceae
Exons: 3
Coding region: 231-770 (179 amino acids)
Source: RefSeq, a predicted model, not a curated record